Messenger RNA from Diplodia corticola, 1671 nucleotides. Its product is annotated as carboxypeptidase s1. Gene Ontology annotation, biological process: proteolysis. The record is from RefSeq and is a predicted model, not a curated record. Gene Ontology annotation, cellular component: fungal-type vacuole. The transcript is spliced from 7 exons. Gene Ontology annotation, molecular function: serine-type carboxypeptidase activity. Lineage: Eukaryota; Fungi; Ascomycota; Dothideomycetes; Botryosphaeriales; Botryosphaeriaceae. Bases 1 to 1671 code for a protein of 556 amino acids.
AUGGUCAAGAAAGCACUGCCUACGAUGAGGACCAUACCAGCUCUAUCGGCUUUGGCGUACACCUUCUCCGCCGUCGCUGCAGCGCACAGCUCCUUCUCCCCCCGGCAGGCUCCAAGCGCGGCUCAGAAUGUCACCACCAUCAACAGCCCGUCCGGCGUCACGAUCCGAUACAAGGAGCCGGGGAAACAGGGCAUCUGCGAGACCACACCGGGCGUGAACUCGUACAGCGGCUACAUUGACAUUUCGCCCGACUUCCAUGUGUUUUUCUUCUUCUUCGAGUCAAAGCGGGAUCCGGCCACAGACCCGGUAACGCUGUGGCUGAACGGCGGUCCGGGGUCCGACUCGUUGAUCGGCGCUUUCGAGGAGAUUGGGCCCUGCGAAGUGCUCGAGAACAUGACCACCGUCCUGCGCCAACACUCGUGGUCCGACAUCACGAACCUGCUUUUCUUGUCGCAACCUGUGGGCACCGGCUUCUCGUACAGCGACGAAGAAGUAGGCUACUUGGACCCAACCUACUUGAUUGUCGACGCCACGGCAGGCGGCCCAGGAGAGAAAGAAGGCCGCUGGGCCGUCAUCGAUCCGACCAAGGAAGACAACAGCAGACUCGCCGCCGUCACCGCAUGGGAGCUCGUCCAGGGCUUCUACAGCGCCCUGCCUCAGCUCAACUCCGAGAUCGCGUCCACCGACUUCCACCUCUGGACCGAGUCGUUCGGCGGGCACUGGGGCCCCGCCUUCUUCACGCAUUUCCACGAGCAAAACGAGGCACUCGAUAAAAACACGACAUCAGGGAGAAAGCUCAACAUGAAGUCCCUCGGCAUCGUGAACGGCAUCGUCGACGAGCCGACGCAGACAGAGUACCUCCUCCGCUUCACCCGCGAGAACACGUACGGCCUGCAGCUCAUCAACGACACCGUCUACGCCCACGGCGACUUCGCCCUCAGGCGCCCCGGCGGCUGUCAGGAGAAGCUGAACGACUGCGCCUCCCUGGAUCGCGAGUCGUUGACCCGCCGCGUGAGCUGCUCGGCCGCGCAGUUCAUAUGCCAGGCGGAUGUCGAGGGGCUUUACUACACUUUCGGCCUCGAGGGCCGGGGGACGUAUGACAUUCGCGCUCGCUCCGGCGACGACGUGCCUCCGGACUUCUGGCGAGCCUGGCUGAACACGGCGCCCGUCCAAGCCGCCCUCGGCGUCGACCUGAACUACACUUCGAGCAACCUGAUCUACAACGCCUUCAGCCUCUCCGGAGACUUCGCCGCCCCUUACCUGCCCGACUUGGAGAAGCUUCUGCAGUGGGACGUCCAAGUGUCUCUCGUCUACGGCGACGCCGACUACAUUUGCAACUGGCUGGGCGGCGAGGCGCUCUCGCUCGCCGCGAACUGGACCGGGCGCGACGGCUUCCACGCCGCGGGCUACACGAACCUGAUGGUCGACGGGAAGGCGUACGGCGAGACGAGGCAGUACGGGAAGCUUAGCUUCACUCGCGUGUGGGAUGCAGGCCACGAAGUCCCAUACUUCCAGCCGGCGGCUGCGUUCCAGAUGUUCAACCGCACUUCGCUCGGUUUCGACAUCGCCACGGGGGAGCUGCAGGUCGCGCCGAAUGGCUCGUACGCCACUAAUGGCACCGGCAAGACCACCCACACGACGUCGUUGCCUCCGCUGCCUGCGCAGACCUGA